Messenger RNA from Thermochaetoides thermophila DSM 1495, 2091 nucleotides. Its product is annotated as serine/threonine-protein phosphatase 2A-like protein. The record is from RefSeq and is a predicted model, not a curated record. The transcript is spliced from 4 exons. Gene Ontology annotation, biological process: signal transduction. Gene Ontology annotation, molecular function: protein phosphatase regulator activity. The coding region runs from base 1 to 2091 and encodes 696 amino acids. NCBI's taxonomy places the organism in Eukaryota, Fungi, Ascomycota, Sordariomycetes, Sordariales, Chaetomiaceae. Gene Ontology annotation, cellular component: protein phosphatase type 2A complex.
AUGAAGCGUUUCGGCGCCAAGGUCCUGCUCUCAAGGAGCAAGGACUCGAGCAAGUCCAAAAAGAAUAAAGAUAGCAAUAAGGACGGGACAGCAUCACCGAAUUCGUCCAGGGAUCACCAGAAUCAGUCGCCCGUCGUCACACCUUCAUCUUCCACGGCUACACUCAACAAACCCCUCCCCCCGAACAAUGCUGCUGCUCAUGCCGACCAUGCCGCUGCGUUAGCCGCUCAUCAGGCUCAGCAUAUUCCCCAAGCUCCUGCCCCGGCCAUGCCGGAUCGGUACACUGGCGGUGCUGCUAUUCCCGCUCAGCCACAGCCCCCCAAUGGCGCGAAUUCGACUCCUAUCAGACACGGGCCUGUGCCGCCGACCGUCAUCAUCAGCCCGAGCGCUCCGCAACAUGUCCCUCCUCCUGGUGCCGCCGAGACCAUGCCCCAUGAUCUUGCUCCGCCCAAGGCGGGUCAGAAGUCCCUGAUGUACGAUCGCCUGCAUCAAACGCCCAAGGAUGUUCUCGAUGGCCCUAAGACUCCGCGCCGGCAGCACUCGUCGCGCUUUGACAUUUCGCAGAACCGCGAGCUCGAGAAGCUUCCUGGUUUCCAUGAAGUACCCCCCAACCGUAGGGAGGAGCUCUUCAUGAAGAAGAUCGAACAGUGCAACGUCAUUUUCGACUUCAACGAUGCGAGCGCGGACAUGCGGUCUAAGGAAAUCAAGAGACUCGCGCUUCAUGAGCUUCUGGACUAUGUGGCCAAUAAUCGUCAAGUCAUCACCGAAGCCAUGUAUCCUGUCGUUGUGAACAUGUUCGCCAAGAACCUGUUCCGCCCCAUUCCCCCUCCUGUGAAUCCCCAGGGUGAGGCUUUCGAUCCGGAAGAGGACGAGCCUGUCCUGGAGGUCGCUUGGCCGCAUAUCCAGGUCGUCUACGAGUUCUUCCUUCGCUUCAUCGAGAGCCAGGACUUCAACACGAACAUCGCCAAGGCCUACAUCGACCACAGCUUUGUUCUUCAGCUCCUCGAACUCUUUGACUCGGAAGAUCCUCGUGAGCGCGAUUUUCUGAAGACUACUCUACAUCGUAUCUACGGCAAGUUCCUCAACCUGCGCUCUUUCAUUCGCCGCUCUAUCAACAACGUGUUCUUCCAGUUCACUUAUGAGACUGAGCGCUUCAAUGGCAUUGCUGAGCUGCUGGAGAUUCUGGGCUCUAUUAUCAACGGCUUUGCCCUCCCGCUAAAGGAGGAACACAAGCUCUUCUUGACGAGGGUCUUGAUUCCCCUCCACAAGGUCAAGAGCUUGAGCAUGUAUCAUCCCCAGCUUGCGUACUGCAUUGUCCAGUUCCUCGAGAAGGAUUCGUCUUUGACCGAGGAGGUCGUGCUUGGUCUUCUGAGGUAUUGGCCCAAGGUCAACAGCACCAAGGAGGUCAUGUUCUUGAACGAGGUAGAAGAUAUUUUCGAGGUCAUGGAUCCGGCCGAGUUUGUCAAGGUCCAGGAGCCCUUGUUCCAUCAACUUGCCAAGUCGGUCGCCAGCCCUCACUUCCAGGUUGCCGAACGUGCCCUCUAUUUCUGGAACAACGAAUAUUUCUGCAACUUGGUUAGUGAUAACGUUGAUGUCAUCCUGCCCAUCAUGUUUGCGCCCUUGUAUGAGAACUCCAAGGGCCACUGGAACAGGACGAUCCAUGGCAUGGUAUACAAUGCUAUGAAGCUGUUCAUGGAAAUCAACCCCCAACUGUUCGAUGACUGCUCCCACGAGUACACUGAACAGCAGAACAACGCUGCUGCUCGCGAGGCCCUGCGCCAGAGGAAAUGGGCUGCCAUCGAGGAGCAGGCUGCGCGCAGAAGAAAGCAACUCGAGGAAGAGAAGAAGAAGCGUCAGGGACAGCAAGGAGAUGAGCAAGACCAGAACCAACAAGAAAAGCGUGAGUGGGUGCCGGGUCGUGCUCAAGUCCCUUCCUUGCCACGCGUCGAUGAGGUUGACAGCGUCCACGAAGACAACCCGCCCAUCAGGCUUGACUCUCUUAAGCUGCAGGAUGGUGAUAGGAAGGCUGACCGUCGGCCGGCGCCGCACGAUCGGCAAGGGUCGGUCGGUUCAUCACGGAGCCAGCGGUGA